UUCAAAACUAAUAAUAAUAUUUGUUUUAAAAUCCUAAUCAGUUUAGAUGAUACAGUUUAUUUGGUAAAAUUUUAAAUAUGUAUAAUAUUUUUUCAACCGUAACGACAAAUAUUAAAUUAUUAUACAGUGUAGCUAAUUUUUAAAAAUAAAUUUAUAUCAAUUCACUUUUUCUAUUAUCUAAUCAAUGGAUUAUAAACACGUAUAAAUGUAUAAUAGAGAUAAAUAAUUUAUAAUUCAUGUAUGUAACUUUAACUGUAAAUUCGGAUAGCUUAUUUACUUAAUUAUCUGAUUAAAUUAAAACAAACAUUUACAGUGAAAAUAGUUAUCAAAAUUAUAUUUUUAACAAAAACAACAAAACCAAAGAAUCACUUUUAUUAAGGAUUAAAUAUUUUUAAUUAUGUAUAAUUUUUUAAAAAAAAAGUUAACAAUUUUUCAUUUGGCUUAGAUAAUAUUAGUUUUUCCUUAACAUAUUUCUUUGGCAUGAUCAUUGCAUAAUCAUAUACACAUGAAAGACAUCAUUAACCUAUUAUAUUAGAUUGUACUUCAUAGAAUAACGAAGGUUACUGUCAUUUUAAUUCAGUCCAAAAACAUUUAUUAAAAAUAACAACAUGAUCUCCGAAUUCUAUUUAUUUAUUUUGUUUAUAAUAUCAUUUUUAAUCUACAAUAUUUUUAAAAAAUGCUUCAUAAAAUUAAUGUAAAUUCAUAUAAAAUAAUUUUUUUUCUAACUUUCCGUCCCUAGGGCGCGCCGACCCUAGUAUGAUAGGAAGAUAGGUCCACACAAACCUUAAGCAAAACCCAACUUAGAUAAAAACGUUUUUUGCUGUGAAGCAUGGGCUUGGCCCGAUUCAAUAGAGGGCUGGGUCCAGAAGGAAUAAGAAAAAAAACUUAAAACCCCUCAAGUCUUCUUCUUCGCUGACUUGAAAACUCCUAUAAAAAGAGCUCCCAGGACAAGUUCUGCCAAAGAAUGCAAGUAUUUGUUUCCCGGGACAUUUUUCUUUAAGGGUUUGCAUAAAACAAAUCAAUGUCAGAAAGUUAACCUUUAGCCCUGAUAUGAAAGAAUUCCAUGUCGAGGAUAAUCGUUAAGGGUUUUCCAAAUAUAUAACAGAAGAUGGACUUCGAGGUGUCUUCUCAACAAAAGGAGAAAUAACAGACGUGAAAUUGAUGCGUUUUAGUGAUGGCAGAAGUAGGCAGUUUGCUUUUAUUGGAUUCCGUAAAGAAGAAGAAGCUCAAGAGGCUAUCACUUAUUUAAACAAGACUUAUAUUGACACUUUGCGAAUAUCUGUUGAGGUUGCGAACCCUCCGAGUAGUUUUGAUUCACUCGAGAAAGAAGGGAAAUUUAAUGAGAAUGGUGAUAAAACUUCUGAUGCUAAUUAUGCUCAAGGAACCAUAAAGAUUAAGAAGAAAGCAGAGGGUGAUGAUCCUCGGCUCCAAGAAUUGCUUGAGGAUAAGCGGAAAUUCUGGUCAAAUGACAUGUUUAUUCCUCGCAAAGAGAAGAUCUCGCCAGUAAUUGCCAUUGGUGCUAUGCGUAACAAAGCUAAAACAUUGUUGCUCUUGGUGAUGAUAGCCCUGUUCUUUUAUAAGACGUUGCCAUGGGCGGUGCGUCAAAAUAAAUACACAAUGACGGAGGCAAACUGAACGUGUUUUGAAAAAAACAUCAGCCGCCAACAAAUUCCGAAGACACAAAAUGCAGAGACGCCAACGCUGCUAUUUCCAGCGUCAGAUUUAUCCAUUUUUAUUGGCCUCAGCGGCUAAAAAAAGAAGCAGUUUUUUCCCAUCAGCCGUGAAUUUGCCAUGGGAAUAGUUGUUGUUUCUGGACGCUAACUCUGAUCGCAGCGUCACAGAAAAGAACAGUGCUAUUAUGGAAUACUUCAAGAGUAAGAUAAAGAAAAAUCUGUCGGACCAGUAAUGAUGAAACUGAUACUAGUGAUACAAUGGAGGUAGAAGCCGAUUGCGAGAUGGCUGUAGAGGAUGGAUUUGACCAUCCCUCAAUGCCCGAAUAAUAGAUGACCCGGCCCACGACGACAUAGCGACAGUUCGGCUCUGCGGCUCAGAGCGCCGACUCCUCGGCGCGAUCCGAAGGUACUUUUAGUCGAUCGUACGAUAGACUAAACGCAUGUGGCUUAACGGCUCCCCGAAACAACUUGGACUUUUCGGUCCAACGAGUUAAAAGCCCGUGAAGACGACGCAAGCUAAGUCACGGAAGAGCACCAAGUCGACUAUAUAAUGAGAAAGGAGUGCAAUGUAAAGAGGAUCCGAAAUCACUCACACAUAUUCAGCAGCUAGAUUAGGGUUUUACUUUUACUCUCUUGCAGUACUGUAUCUUUCCAGCAAAACUUUUCGAGCUCUGGUUUUCCUUUCUUUUACGCAUCUCCUUUCCUUGUAACCGAUCAAACGCUUUUCCGACUAUCUAUAAGACGUCUUUGCUUAA
Brassica napus (rape) is the source of this 2428-nucleotide messenger RNA. Its product is annotated as multiple RNA-binding domain-containing protein 1. Gene Ontology annotation, molecular function: RNA binding. The coding region runs from base 1162 to 1635 and encodes 157 amino acids. The transcript has 3 exons. The record is from RefSeq and is a predicted model, not a curated record. Lineage: Eukaryota; Viridiplantae; Streptophyta; Magnoliopsida; Brassicales; Brassicaceae.